Messenger RNA from Saccharomyces mikatae IFO 1815, 1512 nucleotides. It is a transcript of the gene FDC1, whose product is annotated as putative phenylacrylic acid decarboxylase FDC1. The record is from RefSeq and is a predicted model, not a curated record. Gene Ontology annotation, cellular component: cytoplasm. Gene Ontology annotation, molecular function: carboxy-lyase activity. Gene Ontology annotation, biological process: cinnamic acid catabolic process; ferulate metabolic process. Lineage: Eukaryota; Fungi; Ascomycota; Saccharomycetes; Saccharomycetales; Saccharomycetaceae. The transcript has a single exon. Bases 1 to 1512 code for a protein of 503 amino acids.
AUGAGAAAACUAAAUCCUGCUUUAGAAUUCCGAGACUUCAUCCAGGUUCUCAAGGAUGAAGAUGACUUAAUCGAAAUCACUGAAGAGAUUGAUCCGAAUCUAGAAGUGGGCGCAAUCAUGAGGAAGGCGUACGAAUCCAAUUUACCAGCUCCGUUAUUCAAAAAUGUUAAAGGUGCUUCGAAGAAUCUUUUCAGCAUUUUGGGUUGUCCAGCCGGUUUGAGAAGUAAGGAAAAAGGUGAUCAUGGUAGAAUUGCCCAUCAUCUAGGCCUUGACCCAAAGACAACGAUCAAGGAAAUUAUAGACUAUUUAUUGGAAUGUAAGGGCAAAGAGCCACUUUCCCCGACCCCCGUUCCUGUAUCAUCCGCACCUUGCAAGACACAUAUACUUUCUGAAGAAAAAAUUCAUUUACAAAGUCUGCCAACGCCAUAUUUACAUGUUUCUGACGGCGGUAAGUACUUGCAAACGUACGGAAUGUGGAUUCUUCAAACUCCAGAUAGAAAAUGGACUAAUUGGUCAAUUGCUAGAGGUAUGGUUGUCGAUGAUAAGCAUAUCACAGGUCUGGUAAUUAAACCACAACACAUCAGGCAAAUUGCCGACUCUUGGGCAGCUAUUGGCAAAGGAAAUGAAAUCCCUUUUGCUUUAUGUUUUGGUGUUCCGCCAGCGGCAAUUUUAGUUAGUUCCAUGCCAAUUCCUGAGGGUGUCUCUGAAUCGGAUUAUGUCGGAGCAAUCUUGGGUGAAUCAGUACCCGUUGUAAAAUGUGAAACUAGUGACUUAAUGGUUCCUGCAACUAGCGAGAUGGUUUUUGAGGGUACCUUAUCGCUGACAGAUACACAUCUAGAGGGCCCAUUCGGUGAAAUGCAUGGGUAUGUUUUUGAAGGCCAAGGUCACCCUUGCCCAUUGUAUACUGUCAAAGCCAUGAGUCACAGAGAUAAUGCUAUUCUUCCUGUAUCCAACCCGGGUCUUUGUACGGAUGAAACUCACACUUUGAUUGGUUCACUAGUGGCCACUGAGGCUAAGGAGCUUGCUAUCGAAUCUGGCUUGCCAGUUCUGGAUGCCUUUAUGCCGUAUGAGGCUCAGGCCCUUUGGCUGGUUCUGAAGGUUGACGUAAAACAGCUGCAGGAGCUGAAGACUACACCAGAAGAAUUUUGCAAGAAGGUAGGUGACAUCUACUUUAGGACAAAGGUUGGAUUUAUCGUCCAUGAGAUAGUUUUAGUUGCAGACGAUAUUGAUAUAUUCAAUUUCAAAGAAGUCAUCUGGGCCUAUGUCACAAGACAUACUCCUGUUGCAGACCAGACAAUUUUUGAAGAUGUCACAUCUUUUCCUUUGGCUCCCUUUGUUUCGCAGUCAUUUAGAAGUAAAACUCUAAAAGGUGGAAAAUGUGUUACGAAUUGCAUAUUCAGACAGCAAUAUGAGCGCAACUUUGAUUACAUCACUUGUAAUUUUGAAAAGGGAUAUCCAAAGGAAUUAGUUGAUAAAGUAAAUGAAAAUUGGAAUAAUUAUGGAUAUAAAUAA